AUGGAGGACAAAACGGAUAAACAAGGCGCACGGAGAAAAGUGUCACUUACAGGCCAAGGAAAAGCAGCUAAAUCGUUACGAAAACGGCUGGCUUUUGCCCUCGCGAACGACGCAAAUAUUAAAUCGGAUUCCGCUACAAGUACUAGCGCUAGCGCAAGCGAAGCGUCGGAUCAAGAAACAGUGAAAAAAGAAUUGGAAGGACAAGAAGAGAGAAAAUCCUCUAUUCCACGCAAAAUAUCGCAAGGGAAAAAAUCGCCACAAGCGAUGCAGAUAUUAGCGGCCCUAAAAGAAAAUGUUAAGUCUUCAAAAACGGACGGAAGAAGCAGGAAAGGUUCUUUGCCGAUCAACGAUGGAAUUAUUGGACAGAUAGAAGAAGGUAACGUGGAAAUACAGAAGCAAAAAGGAAGUGCGCAGAAUUUAGAAUUUAUGGCGAAUAUCAACAAUGAUGUGUCUGACAAAAAGAUAGCUGAAAGCAAGAUAGAAUAUGAGGGUCAUGACGAGUUGAUACCGAACAUUCACGAAAAAAUCAGGACCAAUUCCGAAGAUAUUCUUGGUUCGCCAAAUCAUGUGAAGCAUUUUAGUCUUGAAGAUGUUGAAAGAGAAGUAGUCAAUUUGAGUAGGAACAUGGAUAAAGUACUUCAAGAAUUUCCGAAAGUCAACAUCGCUACUGACCGCAUUAAAAUGAAAGUUGAAGAGUUAAGAAAAGAGAGAAUUUCGUAUUAUUCCAGGGAAAUCUUCUGA
Messenger RNA from Porites evermanni, 741 nucleotides. The record is from the annotation of a GenBank genome assembly. Lineage: Eukaryota; Metazoa; Cnidaria; Anthozoa; Scleractinia; Poritidae.